CACCUGCCACAGCGCGCAGAGGAGGGCCGGCUCCGGCCGAUGGCGACGGAGGACCCCAUCGCCUGGGCGCCGCGGGGGCAGCCCGUUCGCUUGGGCGCCAAGGAGGGCGGGCACCUGCCCAGCGGCACGGGGAGGCCACUUGCCCAGCUGCCUGGUGUCGUGCGGCUCGGCGGCGCCGAGGAGUCCGCGCCGCGCCCUGCGCGCGGCCGCCGGGCGCGGGCGCGGAGGACC
Messenger RNA from Prorocentrum cordatum, 231 nucleotides. The record is from the annotation of a GenBank genome assembly. NCBI's taxonomy places the organism in Eukaryota, Dinophyceae, Prorocentrales, Prorocentraceae.